AUGGAGUUGCUUACCAUAGAGAGAUUCUUACCAUUCUUAGAACCUUUUGAAGGUAAAGAAUUGUUGACACCAUCGGAAUGUUCCAAGUUGUCCUUGAUUAUAGUGGAGGUUUUGGUUGAUCGUUAUGUUGAUUUUAAAUUGUUGAAAUUCUUGAGCCGGUUUUUGACUCAGGAAUUGUAUGAUGAACUAAUAGAAGAGAGGAAUAUCGAACAUGCAUGUGGAUACAUAAAGUGCAAUCGGUCACCGAAAUCAUUGGUGCGUCGAUUGUACAUAAAGUGCAAUCGGUCACCGAAAUCAUUGGUGCGUCGAUUGUCUAUGAAUAGUAACGGGAUAACACAAGCCGGUUCAGAAAGCGAUCCAGGUGCAUCAACCAAAUAUCAAAUCUACAAUAGAAAACCUACCAUGAUAUUACCCAACACGUAUCUUUCCCAAUACUGUUGCAAAGAACAUUACCAAGCUUCGAUUUUUUACAGAAACCAACUCAGCAACGAAGCACUUUUUUCCAGAAAGAAUAUAUUUACAACGCCGCCGUUCUCGUCAGAUAAAUUCAAUUGGUACGAGAAUUCCAUUACCUGUUUGGAAGAAGUAAUUGCAAAACACAAGGAAUUGAAACAAUAUGGUAAAUCGAUUUCCGAAGUGAUUGCUAUGAUGAAUGGAUUGACUGUGAGUGACUUGAAUAAUAAUAGUGAACUAAAUGAUGAGACAAACCAAUUAAUAAAACUAAUUGAAGAUUUUGAGAUUGUGGAGAACAAUGAACCCAACAUGAAUGGAGAUCUAGAAGAAGUCGAUGAAGAAGGUUAUACCCAGGAUAACGAAGAAAACAUACAUGAUAUAACGAACAAUGUGGAAGGUUAUGUGACAUCCAACAAAAGUUUUGGUGGGUACGUUGUGUAG
Molecule: messenger RNA, 894 nt
Organism: Candida albicans SC5314
Lineage: Eukaryota; Fungi; Ascomycota; Pichiomycetes; Serinales; Debaryomycetaceae
Product: RNA polymerase II subunit B1 CTD phosphatase
Exons: 1
Coding region: 1-894 (297 amino acids)
Cellular component (GO): nucleus; cytoplasm
Molecular function (GO): RNA polymerase core enzyme binding; RNA polymerase II CTD heptapeptide repeat phosphatase activity
Source: RefSeq, a predicted model, not a curated record